AUGUCGGUUCAACUCCCAGGUAAAUUCGCUUACGGUACCAUGUCCAUGACUUGGACUCCAGAGCCCAUCUCCCAUGAGCAAGCUUUUGAGUGCUUGCUGCACGUAAUUGAGAAACAUGGUGUCAAUUUCAUUGUUGGAGGUGAGUUCUAUGGACCAGACGAUGCUAACAUGAAGAUGACCGAAGAGUUCUGGAAGAAAUACGGUGACAAGUACCCAGACUUGAUUGUGUCGUUGAAGGCUGGUUUCAACUUGGAGAAGUUCUGCCCUGACGGGUCUCAGGAGUCGGUGGCCAAGUCUAUUAAACAGUUUGCUUCUCACUUCCCCAAGGAGAAGUCUAAGAGACCAAAGUUGAUCUUCGAGGUUGCCAGAGUCGACCCAACUAUCUCUUACGACAAGACCAUUGGGUACAUCAGUGAAUUUGUGAAGCAGGGCGUCAUUGACGGUAUUUCCAUUUCUGAGGUUGGUGCAGGCUCCAUCCAGAAGGCCAUCUCUGUGGCUCCAAUUUCCGCCAUUGAGGUUGAAUUCCACUUGUUGUGUGAAGACAUUCUCACCAACGGUGUGUUGGCAGAGGCUGCUAAACACGACAUCCCCGUGAUUGCUUACUCGCCAUUGUGCCGUGGCUUCCUCACUGAGUUUGCCAUCAACGAUCUUGAUAACUUCUACAAGUUGAGCAACAGACCUGGUGAUGUCAGAGCCAACUGUGACAAGUUUGUUGGCGACAACUUCUGGCACAACGCCAAGAGAGUCAAGGCAUUGCAGGAGUUUGCUCACAAGAAGGGCACGACCUUGGAAUCCUUGUCCUUGUCGUGGAUCAUCGCUGUUGGUGGCCAAGAGAACUUCUUCGGUAUCCCCAAGCUUCCUAAGAUCAUGCCAAUCACCUCCGGUACAAGUGCGCUGAAGAUCGACCGUAACUUGGGCUCCCCAGUUCAGUUGACCAGAGCUGACUUGGAGGAGAUCAACAAGAUCAACGAGGCCCACCCAGUCAAGGGUUACCGUUACACCAAGGAGGCCGAGGCUCUCAGCUUUGCUUAA
Candidozyma auris is the source of this 1032-nucleotide messenger RNA. Its product is annotated as pyridoxine 4-dehydrogenase. Gene Ontology annotation, cellular component: cytoplasm. The record is from RefSeq and is a predicted model, not a curated record. NCBI's taxonomy places the organism in Eukaryota, Fungi, Ascomycota, Pichiomycetes, Serinales, Metschnikowiaceae. The coding region runs from base 1 to 1032 and encodes 343 amino acids. The transcript has a single exon.